AAUUCAAUUAGUGCGGAUAGUGUGUGUGUGCUUCCACCUGCAGCGGCUAGUUCAUGUCAGAUUUACUACGAGUUUUGUCACGGCAGCAGCAGAAAAACCACUCCAAGAUUUUACGAGUAAAGAAGCCAUUCGGGUAUGUUGCCAGGCCGAAGGUCCGAAAGACGCUCACCCCAGAUUGGGAUAAAGUAGGCCUCAAAAAACCUUCUUCGGUGUUUUGCAAGCGCGUUGAUUAUUUCCCUGGCUAUGGAGGGCUCCAUCCAGCUCAAGCAGAACAGGAAAAGCCCCUAGAGCACUUCGCGUCCGGGAGCUCCUACGAGGGGAGCUGGAAUGCGUUAGGGUUCGCAGGAUUUGGAACCUACGUUUUCCCUCACGGAGCAAUUUACGAGGGAUCCUUCCGAGAUGGCCAGUUCCACGGCAAGGGCACCAUCACCUACCCAGUGGGGCACAAGUUGAAAGGCUACUGGAAGAACGGCAAGCUGAUCAGCCAGAUCUUCGUCUUCCAAGAUGGGCUGCCGAUGAGGAGCCCCUGGACCUACUGCCAAAUCCCCGAUAGGAGGUUCCAAAUAGAGGCCAACACUGACUUGAGAGGCCCUGGGGAGGAGCUGCAAACCAACAGGCAACCGACAGUGGAUGUUCCGGAAGGCUGCUUUGACACCAUUGAUGGGUUUUUUGUGCCUGGUGUUAACUGCAUCUUCCAGUACGACGAGGAGGCUUUGGCAAAUGGGGAGCCUCCAGAGCACAAGCAGCACAUCGACUCUCUGAAAAGGACAACUCUGGAGGAGGAAAGGGAUUUCAUAGAGGAAAACUUCCGAGCCGCCGAGCUGAAGUCCGUUGGGUAUCGGCCUGAUCUGUACGAACACUGGACGACUGGAAGGGAGGCGGAAGUUGAAAAGGUCAUCUCAGAAAUGGGGUUUGAGGACGCCUCCAGAGCUUCCAGCACCCUCUUGAGCGACCAGAGCUCCUCACCGCUCGCCCCAGUGAAUAUCGAGUUUACCAUUUUACGUUAACCUGCCUGUUUAUACAGUAUUUUAUUUAUUUUUACGCGUACAAAAGUGAGCGGAAUAAAACGCAGCCAAAUUG
Messenger RNA from Dendroctonus ponderosae (mountain pine beetle), 1080 nucleotides. RefSeq lists its product as uncharacterized. The transcript has 6 exons. Lineage: Eukaryota; Metazoa; Arthropoda; Insecta; Coleoptera; Curculionidae. The record is from RefSeq and is a predicted model, not a curated record. The coding region runs from base 54 to 1007 and encodes 317 amino acids.